AUGCUAAUCAUUCACAGAACUGUUGGUGGAAACACGACCGUCAUUGGAGGAACAACAAGCACCAUACCCGCAGUCAGCUACUCGAGCGGAAACUUGACAUACUUCAGUGCCUCGUGGACUGGUGUUUUUGGUGGAACUACCUCCGUCUACGAUGGUACUACCCUCUCUCCGACUGUUACGACUGUGACACCUCAUCCAUACCCUACAACUACCAACACCCCCGAUCCUGAAAUCAACACAAAGAAAACUACUGUCAAGGCCACUUCCACCGGCGAAUCUGGACCUAAAUGCACACCCUCAUUGCUCGAGGUUUGUGGUAGCUCCUGUGAUUUGUUUUGCGUCGGAGGCUGCCCCUUAUGUCCCCCAGGUUUUGGUUCGGGCAGUGGCUCUGGUAGCGGUGCAGGCGCGGGGGGUGACGAUUCAGACAGUGAGACUACCGCUACCGAAACCGAAACCACAACCACAAUCAUUGCGACCUUUACUCUGGGUGCUGCUGGUUUUGUAUCGAAUGAAAUCAUCGAAAUGCGCCCUACGACGACUGAUGCUCUUACCUUCCUCGAGGCCAUCGAAUCUCAAGAGGCAUCGCAGAUCAAUCGAAUUUACGGCUCAGUCAUCGUAACUCCAACACCAACGCCAACAACGACUUCAGGACCCCUUUGUGUGGCUGCACAAGACCCUGACAGUGGAAGCGAUGACACCUAUUGCUCUUGCAGUGGUACCACUGACUAUGUCACUACAAUGUCUGGAUCGGACAUUUGCGGCUACACGGUUUUACCAACCAUGACAACUUCCAAUCCUUACCCAUACACGUUCACUGAUCUCUACGGUGACAUUGUCGCCUGUGCUUCCACGGGUCUUGUGAAUGAUGGCUACAGUGAGAUCCCAUACUGCAGUGGCUCUCGCACUACUAUAUGGCUCAACACUACAGAAUUCCCUUACCCAUACACCUUCACCGAUCUCUAUGGGGAGGUCGUCGCUUGUGCCAGCGAGGGUUUUGUGAAUGACGGCUACACCGAAGUCCCAUACUGCGAAGGCUCUAGUACUGUGCUUGUGAGCGCAACCGCAGCCCCAACUGACUCCUACCCCUGGGCCAUCUGGCGAGAGUCCCAAUAUCAAGAAGAAUGCGUCAGCGCCGAAUGCAUCGCAUCAUUGAAUGGUGUGGAGGCUUAUGGUGGACUCUACGAAAAGGACGACAUUUGUGACGCAUCUGAUGAGUACAUGGAGGUGGUUUAUGACCCUGUGAAUGAAGAUUAUCCGACUGGCAUGUCCGAUUACAUGCUUUUCAAGAACGGAAUUUGCGGAAGUGGUGUAGAAUACUGGUGCAAUGUUAGCUCCAGUGAUUCGAACAAAUGGAACUGCGCAGACGCGAAUGGAGAUAACACGGGUGAAUGCACUUAUGUGACCUAUGAUGCAGAUACCACACCUUCCGAAACUUGUUAUGUUACGGGAGGUGAUAAUGUCCUUUACAUGAUUGGAAAUUGCACGGGUCCGUGGGACUGUGACCCCUCCAGCUGA
Penicillium malachiteum is the source of this 1515-nucleotide messenger RNA. RefSeq lists its product as uncharacterized. The record is from RefSeq and is a predicted model, not a curated record. NCBI's taxonomy places the organism in Eukaryota, Fungi, Ascomycota, Eurotiomycetes, Eurotiales, Aspergillaceae. Bases 1 to 1515 code for a protein of 504 amino acids. The transcript is spliced from 2 exons.